AUGAGGUUCACGUUUGCCUCAGAGCGACUUGCUGUUUUAUGUGUUAAGCGGCAUUUUGAGACGAAACAUCAAAAAGAUUUCAAGGACGAGGAAGAGAAGGCUGAAUCAAUUGCACGUGCUGUGUCAAGAUAUGAGAAGCAAGCAAGUACUCUGAAAGUUUUUACAGCUACUAAACAUCGUGGAACUGAAGCAAGUUUUCGUAUCGCACACUGUAUUGCUAAACAUGGAAAGCCAUUUACUGAUGGUAACUUUAUUAAAGAGGCAUUUCUCUGUACCUCAGACGUGUUAUUUGAUGGGCUUCCAAACAAAGAUACGAUUAAAGCAAGGAUUCAAGACAUACCUGCAUCAGCCAGAACUAUGGAAAGAUGCAUCCAGGAAAUGGGUGACAAUGUCAGGGCCCAACAAACAGCUGGUUUGAAAGAUGCCCAGGUGUUAAGUGUGGCUUUGGAUGAAAGCAUUGAUAUCAAUGAUGUGCCACGUUUGGCUGUAAUGGUAAGAUACUGUGAUGUGACAGUGCAAGAGGAACUGUUCUGCCUUACCCCGAUGCCUGAAACAACACGAGGUGAGGAUAUUGCCAACGUUUUUAUGGAGCGUUUUGAGGAACGAGGCAUUGACAUUGCAAAGAUUUUUGCUGUGACAACUGAUGGUGCACCAGCUAUGGUUGGGAAACACAGGGGGGCUGUUACUUUAAUUGAGGAACAAAUAGGCCAUCCCAUCAUGAAACUGCAUUGUAUAAUACACCAAGAAAACCUCUGCGCCAAGAUGUCAAAUUCAGAUCUUAAUGAUGUCAUGGCCACAGUGGCAAAAACUGUGAACUUCAUAGUUAAGCGAUCUGCUUUGACUCACCGCCAAUUCCAGUCUCUGCUCGAGGAGAUGGAAAGCUCAUGCAAAGACAUCCCGCUCCACUGUGCUGUUAGAUGGCUUAGCUGUGGAAAGGUUCUGGAACGAUUUGUGGAUUGUUUUGAUGUGGUAAAAACAUUUCUGGAUGAAAAGGGGCAAAGAUAUCCUGAACUUGAAGAUGAGAGGGAGCUGUCUGCUCAGUGCAGCAUCAGCACCACAGCAAUACAUGAAUGCAUCCGAAGACUCCAGACAGAAUUCAUAACGCGUUUUCAGGACUUUCAGUUGUAUGGACCAAUGUUUUCUUUUCUGAUCAGACCAGAGAGCUUUGGUAAUCAGCUGGAUUUGUCUAUCUUUAACUUUCUGGAUACAGACGACAUGGAAAUGCAGCUGAUUGAACUGAAAAGCUCAACUCUGUGGGGGACAAAGUUUGCAGAACUACGGCAGCAGCUGGAAUCCACAGCUGUGCAUGAUCAUGGAGCUUGCAUUUUCAGUUGCUGGACAUCACUACCAGACAGGUUUAACUGUCUCAAGAACAUUGCACAGGCUUUAUUGACAGUAUUUGGUUCUACAUAUCUGUGUGAGCAGAUUUUCUCUCAUAUGAAGAGUGUCCUCAGUGCCUCCCGUAGCUGUCUAACUGCUGGACAUUCAGAGACCUGUGUGCUCCUGAAAGUUACUAAGUGUGAACCCCAGAUAACUGAACUAGCAAAUGCAAAGCAGGGGCAGAAAUCUCAUUAG
This is a messenger RNA of Nothobranchius furzeri (turquoise killifish), 1575 nucleotides long. NCBI's taxonomy places the organism in Eukaryota, Metazoa, Chordata, Actinopteri, Cyprinodontiformes, Nothobranchiidae. The record is from RefSeq and is a predicted model, not a curated record.